Molecule: messenger RNA, 2993 nt
Organism: Vanessa tameamea
Lineage: Eukaryota; Metazoa; Arthropoda; Insecta; Lepidoptera; Nymphalidae
Exons: 17
Coding region: 89-2731 (880 amino acids)
Cellular component (GO): lysosome
Molecular function (GO): cysteine-type endopeptidase activity
Source: RefSeq, a predicted model, not a curated record
GCACGCGAGUAGCGACGGUCGCGAGGUCUUGCUCUGCCGGUGGAAGUGACUUGGUUCGGUGCCGUGAGACUAGUGCGUGUGUGGUACCAUGUGGGUCAGCGCGCUGGUGGCGCUCGCCUGCCUCGGUGUAGCGAUUGCCGGCCCUACUGAACUAAAUUCAGGUGCGAAUUUGAAUCCGGUAGAGGUCCCAUAUGCAUCAGAUCAGGUGGAAUUGCGAGAAAAGCGAACUCCCGGGCGAAGUUGGGUGCAAGUUCUGACCGCGUACGAUAGCGGUGAAGACGACGAUGAGGAAGAUGAUAAACCUCGACGAAAACAUGGACAUGCAGCGGACCGGCCUCUGUACCUUCCCCUUGAACUACCUAUAGGCGGAUCGAGAUCACGUGGACGCAUUCUACCACUACUGGUCUUGCCGUUCUCGGCCGGAGCGUUUCACCGCACUUCACAUCUCAAAGAGUAUGACGACCGCCCGGACCAAGACAACGAGAAUUAUUACGAAGAAUCACCGACUCAAAGACCACGGAGACCGACUUCUAGACCUCCAAUAAGACGGCCAGUCGAUAGAGAUCAUCAGUCUGCGAAACCUGAUAAAAUAUGUAGCGGUUCCGACGAUGCCACAUCGCCGCCUCCAAGAAAACCUUCUAAAACACGACCCAAGAAGCCUCAAUACCCAUCUUACAUUCGUGUCGAUCAACUCGAUCAAACGGCGGCCAAACCUUCAUUCGGCAAAACAGCAUCUUCUAAGGAUUUAGUUGAAAAGUUUCGUGCCCAAGCUCCGGAAUCUCCUGGAUCACCGCCUGCUCUCUUCUCCGAGUACGAUGGUAGUGAGCGUGUGCCGCAAACUGAUAAUACCGAUGAAGUACAAGUGGUGGCGCCUUCACAUUCCGUGACAAAUAAUUCUACGACGAGUAGGAAUUCCUUUCAAACACAACAGAAUUACUACACAACUUCGUUUGGAACGGGUGUUCGGAGCCGAGAACCAAUGCGUCCACACUUCAACCGCUCGCUCGUGUUGCAAGGCCAGCUCACCGUGCCGCGAGCUGAUUUCACCGAAACGUACACGUCUUGGUACGAUGCCAAGAGCGGAUCGGCGCGAGUUAAUUUCUAUGGCGGGUCUACUUCCACAUACCGCACCAUGAUGCCCGAUGGAAGCGUCCAGCGUCUUGAAAUGCGCGUCGAUCGUUCAGGCGAAGGUCAGGUGCGCCGCUGCGGUAAGGCCGUGUCGCAGCAGAGCACGCAGGUCGACCGCGCGCCUCCCGCCUUGCCUGACUUAGAGCUGUUCACUUUUGCUGGCUACGAGCAGACGGAGGGCGGCCGAGCGGAGCGCUGGCGCCUCACGGAGACGCCGCGCGCGGGCGAGCGCGGCGGCGCGCGCGGCGAGGCGCUCACUCUGCGCCACGAGCUGCUGCUGCUGCGCGCGCAGGGCGACUCCGCGCGCCCGCUGCGGUACACCGUGAACAUCGACAGCUCGGUGCUGGGCGCUGACUGCGACGGUUACCAACAUCUAUACCUGGAUGCGCGCGAGAUCGACCCGGACAGCGUCUUUUUCACGCCGAAUAUAGACGAGUUAUGUGAUUUCGUUCAGCCUCUGAACGCUUCGUCGGCAGAGCAUUUGGCGCGUCUCGAACCUUUACUUGAGUUCACGCUUCCUCACCGCGAUCUUCGAUACGACGAGGCCUUACAGCGGUUUAAAACGGAGUACAACCGACAAUAUGCAGAUAAUACAGAAGAGGCGGUUCGGAAAAAUCUCCUGAUGCAGCAUCUCCGAUUCAUACGCUCGGGCAACCGGGAGGGAGCGACCUUCGAGUUGGCGCCCAACUACCUCGCGGACCGCCUCGACGAAGAGCUGGAGGAGCUGCGCGGACUGCAGCUGUCCCCCGAGAACACGCGCGCGGAGACGUUUCCGCACACGAGGGACUCCUUGCAGAAGGAGGAGGCGAACCUGCCCGACAGGUUCGACUGGCGGCCGCGCGGAGCCGUCUCGCCGGUCAGAUACCAAGGCUCGUGCGCGUCGUGCUGGGCGUUCGCGGUGGCGGGCGCGGUGGAGGGCGCGCUGUUCGUGCGCACGCGCCGCCUCGUGCCGCUCUCGGAGAAGUGCCUCGUCGACUGCGCUCAUCCGUUUGGUGGGAACGGCUGCAAAGGGACGUGGCCGAGUCACGCUUAUGAUUACGUUCAGAACCGCGGACUGCCGGCUCUUGAGGAAUAUCCAGAGUACAAGGAUAAGGUGGACACGUGCCAGGAGAAGAGCGUCCGUCCCGUCACACGCAUCAGCGGUCACGUCAACGUCACCGCCAACAGCGUGACUGCUCUUAAGGUUGCUAUUCGACAACACGCGCCGUCAGUCGUCAUCAUCGACGCUAAAGCUAAAAGUUUUGUCUUCUACAAGAAAGGCGUUUUGUACGACGAUAGAUGCGCGAAGACACCCAAGAAGCUGAACCACGCGGUGCUAGCAGUAGGAUGGGGCCAGCGCAAGGGCGAGCCGCACUUCAUACUGAAGAAUUCCUGGUCGGAGGCGUGGGGCGAGCGCGGGUACGUGCGCGUCCAAGCGCGCGCCAACACGUGCGGCGUGCUCGCGCGGCCCUCGUACCCGCGCAUCCAGGGCGACGACAUCCUGCGCGACCCGCAGGGCUCCAUCCGCGUCCGCCCGCGCGAGACCGACGACUACGAGGACGCGCCCCGCGCCCGCGGCGCUCGGGCCGGCGCGCCGGACGCGGACUACGACGACCAGGACUAGGGUGUGUGUGUGACCUGACUUUCAUAAUAGUGAAAUUUCUAAGCAAAUGUACACGUUUGACGGGUCUAUGCUAUGCUAAUUGCAAAUCGAGAUCGGCCCUAAGUCUUAAACUACGAGUGUUUAUGUUUAUAUCGCUUGUAAUGUUUGCUCGUGCUUACAAACUAUUUACAUACAUUAUUACAUUCAUAUGUUAAUAGCUAUAAAUAUUACAUCAUACGUAUACUGUACAUAUAGGGAAUUAUUAUGAUUAUUAUAUUUGUUG